AUGGCAAGCACAUGCCGAAAGAGGCCGUUGGUUCCAGACAGUCAGCGGAAGCGGGUGAGGAAAGCGUGCGUUCGAUGCCGGGUCAACAAGCUCAAGUGCGAUGGCCGGCAACCCUGUCGACGGUGCCAAACCGGACCCUCGGAGUGUCUCUUUGCGGAGAAGCCCCAGGGGCGGGGGUCAAGCCCUGCAGCUACCUCGACUGUGUCUGAGAGGGAGAAUCUGUUGGAGUUGAUCCUUCACAGAAGCGGUAUGAAUGUGCCAAAUGACUUGCGAGCACUCCAAGAUUACGCGGAAGCUCUGAGAAGUGUCGACAGAGCCACUCAAGAGGGGCAAAACAGCACCACCCAUGGUGCCUCUAGACCUGGAGAGCCCAAUAUUAACAACGACCAUGAGAACGUGGUCGUGAACCAUGUCCCAACACCCCAGACCUACGUACAUGACCAAGGGAAAACAUGUGAGAUGGCUCUUCUCUCCACCCACAGCGCGUUUCAUGCUGACUUUCUCGGCCGAGUAGACUUUGACGGACUAUUCUCGUCAUGGGCAUUCUGUGAUAGCGUUCAAGAGAGGGUCUCCAACAAUACCUCUUCACACAGAGGGGCUCACAAAAGCGCUUUCCGGCAUUCCAUCAUCGACAGCCCGAAUGGCUUCCUUAGCGAUCUAAGGCCCAGCCUCCUGGCUGCGUUACCCCCACAAGAAGUGUUGGGGUUCCUGUCAGACAACUUCUUCAAGUAUGCUCAGUCAAAUUUCUACAUUGUGAGCCCGGAAGUAUACUCGAGGAACCUGAAAGCUUUUCUCGAAGGCAAGAACGAGUUUGACCCGUCAGCAUCAUUGACAAAACGCCCAAUCGAAUUCAUCUGUCUUCUUUUCAUCAUCAUGGCAAUAGGGACCCAGUAUGCCGAUCUCGAACAAGCAAAACCAAAUCCCGAGAUAAAUCGCCAGACUGUCUUGUCAACUUCAACCGGACUACUACUCGAUCUGGUGCCGCCAACCCCCAGGCCCAACCCAGGCUGGCGGUUUUACGAAAUAUCGAGAAGGUUGUUGGCAGACGUCGUCACUUCUUCCUCCAUGACUAGUGUCCAGGCCUGCGUGCUACAUGGUGGUUACUUGGUCGGGACGAGCGCCCACGAUGUUGCUUAUAAUAUGCACGGACUUGCAGUGCGGAUGGCAAUCAAUAUGGGAAUGCACAAAUCGGUCAGCUCCGACAUGUUGCAUCCUCUCGUCCUAGAAUUACGGAACCGUCUUUGGUGGAGCGUUUAUACCCGUGACCGACUUUUCACAUUCCAAAUGGGUAGACCCUUGACAAUUGAGGAUGAUGAGAUUGAUACGCCGUAUCCGACUCAUGUUGCCGAGCUGGUAGUUGAUCGGUUCGGAAGCCCAGUAGACAAUCAGGUCGCACUGAUUGACCUUUGCAAACUGCUUGGCAAGGUGAUUAAGACCAUAUACUCCAGCUUUGGCUCAGCCCCCUCCAACUCCCGAGUCAUCAACACCAGCCAGUUUCUGGCGCUCAAGUCCGAGUUACAACAAUGGAAGCUGGAAUUGCCAGAAGGCUUAAGAAUAUCAUCGUCGUCAUCACGAGGCGUGUUUCAUCUUCAUUUAACGCAUGAACAAACCAUUAUAUUGUUGAAUAGGCUGCCUCUCACUCAUGCAGCAGCGACUGUUGAGAACAGCACCAACGAUCUUCAACCAAACAAAAUGGAGUUUCUGACGACUGCAGCCAAGUGCUGUGUAGCUGCUGCCAUCACCACGAUUAAAAUACUCAAAUUCCUGAGGGAGAGCAAGCUAAUGUGUCGAUACGCAUGCCAGGACUCACUGUAUUGCAGUGCCGCGCUCCAUGUAUUACUUCUGGGUGCUAGGCUCGGUCCUCCCACUGAUGACUUCAAGGGCAUCAUCGCCGAUGGAAUCUACAUGCUACGAGAGCUAGCAGAGGGAAAUGAAACAGCCGCUUCUGCAAUAGAGGGUAUAACUACCGGCUUUAACCGUUUAUUCAAGACCCAAAAGCUACAACCAAGCCCGGCCUCCACGAAUCCCGGGGAUCCUGUCGACUGCAGAACCAUGGGUAGCCGGGCUUGGGAGAAGUGGGUGGCUGAAAACUCGGCCACAGCAACGUCCAGCGACAGAGUAUAUACUGGUAGGCCACUGGAUAGAGAUGCUUCCAACACAUCUCCCAGUACCAGGGAUGCGUUCAGUACAUACCUGCUUCGCAAUUUUCCAUGGCUGCUUUUGGAGAUUAUCCAAUUACCAAUCAGCCGUUGUGGUUUCCAGAAUUGGACAAAGGCUUCAGCCUUCUUGACGGAGGUCUGGGCGAAGGCCCAAUGA
Clonostachys byssicola is the source of this 2316-nucleotide messenger RNA. NCBI's taxonomy places the organism in Eukaryota, Fungi, Ascomycota, Sordariomycetes, Hypocreales, Bionectriaceae. The record is from the annotation of a GenBank genome assembly.